Rosa chinensis is the source of this 1272-nucleotide messenger RNA. RefSeq lists its product as uncharacterized. NCBI's taxonomy places the organism in Eukaryota, Viridiplantae, Streptophyta, Magnoliopsida, Rosales, Rosaceae. The coding region runs from base 1 to 1272 and encodes 423 amino acids. Gene Ontology annotation, molecular function: nucleic acid binding; RNA-DNA hybrid ribonuclease activity. The transcript has a single exon. The record is from RefSeq and is a predicted model, not a curated record.
AUGUCGCGACCUAUCUUGAGAGGCCGUAUUGGCAAAUGGGUGCUCGCAUUAUCAGAAUUCUCGCUACAGUAUGUGCCACAGAAAGCAGUAAAGGGGCAAGCCAUAGCAGGAUUUCUGGCACAUCACCCUAUGCUGGAUGUCCCCGCGGUUAGAGAUUUAGAGGUCGCUGCCACAACUUUAGAUCGCCCGGAUUUAGCAUGCUUGCCAGAGUACGCCACGCUUUAUCAAGCCACAGUCUCACUCCAGCCUUGGGUGUUAUAUUUUGACGGGUCAAGAACAGAUACGCUAGCAGGAGCAGGGAUUGUCUUGGAAAACCCGGCCGGCGAUCGAUUUUCCUACUCUUUCCAGUUGGAGUUCCAGUGUACCAAUAACCAAGCAGAGUAUGAGGCCCUCAUUAUAGGCCUAGAAGUAUUACUGGAAAUGGGAAUCGGAGAUGUACAAAUACUUGGCGAUUCUCUUUUGGUUAUCAAUCAGUUGUCCAACGAGUUCAGAUGCAAUAGCUUCAUGUUAGUUCCUUAUUGGAACAGGGCAUUAGACCUGUUGGACCAGUUUGAUAACAUACAUCUAGAGUACAUUCCUCGCGAGCAAAAUUUUGCAGCGAACGAGUUGGCCCAACUGGCAACAGGGGUAACAUUGAGAUAUGGCGUGCGGGAGAGAAUCCUUAAAGUCGAGCGUCGCACGCUUCCUUCAUGGAUGGCGAGAAGAGAUCCUCCAGAUAAUACCUCAGUCGCGACCCUGGAACCUAUUGACGUGGAUUGGCGCAUCCCUUUGAUCGCUUAUCUCAAGCAGCCAGAUCCCACUGCCGACAGGAAGAUUCGUUUUCUUGCACUAAAUUACUUUCUUAGAGCUGACGAGCUGCGACGACGCGGCGAAGAUGGCGUAGACUUCAGAUGUGUUUAUGGCUGCGAAGCGAAACAACUCAUGCGUGAAGUUCAUUCCGGCAUUUGUGGUGCUCACCAAGCAGGUCCAAAGAUGCGAUGGUUGCUCAGACGACAUGGAUAUUUUUGGCCCAGUAUCUUGAAGGAUUGCAUCGCAUUCGCUAAAGGUUGUUUGGACUGCCAAGCUCAUGGGCCGGUCCAGCAUGUCCCUAAUGUUCCAAUGCAACCCAUUAUUAAGCCUUGGCCCGCAAGAGGAUGGGCGCUAGAUUUAAUUGGGAUGAUUCACCCACAUUCAUCACUUCAGCACAAGUUCAUUAUCGUCGCAACCGAUUUCUUUACAAAAUGGGUCGAAGCAGAACCUUUGAAAGAAGCAUCUGGUGGUACGUUGCAAUAA